ACAGCAUAGUGCAGCAAAGCUAAAAAAGCAGAUGGCUGCUUUCAAUGGCAGCUGCCACCGCGCGCAGACGUAAACAGCGAUUACAGUCGUACAGGUUAUGCAGGCUCUACGCUUUAAAACAAGAUAAUAAAAAAAUAUACUUCUAAUGGUGAACGAAUGUGAGCCGGAGUACCAAUGAAUUCAAAUUUAAUAUAUUAAUCGUCAUAAUUAUUUUACAUAGGUCAAGCAUUGUUGAAAAUGGGAAAGAAAAGAAACAUUCAACCUCCACCAAUAAUGCCAGGACGGAUAAAAGUAGAAAUAAAAGAUGAAAUUGGGGACAGUGAUGUUCUUGUAGCAAGAGAUCGUUUAAAGGGUGCUCUUCGAGAGUUGUUACAGCAUAGUGACACUGGUUCAUCAGCUGAAUCGGAUGACAGUCCCAUUACAGAUUAUAAACAUCCUGUGAAAAAGAUCACAAAAUCUGUUAAUCCACAACAACCACGGAAAGUCAGACGUCGUCGGCCGAUACAAACUGACACCGCAUUUCAUCAUACAUAUGUGAUGAAAUUAUUUGAUCGUAGUGUUGAUUUAGCUCAGUUUCAAGAAGAUACACCACUAUAUCCAAUAUGCCGUGCUUGGAUGGCUAAUCAACCGAGGAAUCCUCAUUUGGUCCCUAAGGUGCGUAGUCCAAGUCCAGAAAUAGUUAAUGAAGUUAGCAUGGCAGAUAAUUUAAUUGGUACCGACGGUGAGAUAAGUGAUGUCCAUUAUUUGCCACUACCUUUACCUCGUGAAGAAGCCAUACCAAGAAAUCGUAUUCCAUCCCCUAUACUUGGAGAGAAAGAUGACUUGAACUUAGAUUACGAUGGACAAACUCUCAAAACAAAAGAACAAUUAAUGAAGGAUCAUAAUGAACGGUGGAAUGCUGUACGCAAAAAGUGGCAUCAGCAAGCGCAUAAAAACGAACAGCGUUAUGCACAGAGUGCUACUAUACUUAGCACUAUUUUUACAAAGGCACAAUCGGAGUUUGAAUAGCAGAAAUGUGGCAGUCCAAUGACUGCCGGUUCUUCUACCGCUAAUAAUUUUGCUUCUGGUAACUUUUAUUAUGUCAUCAAAGAAUAAUUUCUUAUUUGCUAUUUUUCUACAUGUCUUCAUUAGUGAGUGAACGUAUAUAUGCAGAAGUGAUUAUACUUAUAUAUGUCUUAUAUGAAUGUAGUUUUUUUUUAUUCAUAAUGCCCAGAAGAAAAAUCUAAUCAUGUUUUAAUGAUAUUCCGAGACCAAGUUAUCUAAUCUUAAUACAAAAGGAAGUUGUGAUGCACUUGUAACUAUUUUUUCUUUUAAUAAAAAUAAUGAAAUAUA
Solenopsis invicta (red fire ant) is the source of this 1332-nucleotide messenger RNA. It is a transcript of the gene mip40, whose product is annotated as protein lin-37 homolog. NCBI's taxonomy places the organism in Eukaryota, Metazoa, Arthropoda, Insecta, Hymenoptera, Formicidae. Gene Ontology annotation, cellular component: transcription repressor complex; Myb complex. Gene Ontology annotation, biological process: negative regulation of transcription by RNA polymerase II. The record is from RefSeq and is a predicted model, not a curated record. The coding region runs from base 238 to 1008 and encodes 256 amino acids. The transcript is spliced from 8 exons.